CUGGCUUCUCCCUCGCUGUCGAUCACUUCUCCAGUCCCCUCAUAUACCCUUGUUGUCAUUCUCACUCAUCCCCGUCUCAGAUCCAACCCCCCUUGGACUCUGUAGACCUAUAGCAACCUGCCCAGUAUUGCGUCCGCCCCUCACCACGCGCGCAGACGCGCGAGGACUUCGUCCUUCAUGUCUGCCGUCAGCACGCUUGUCGAGCGUGACGUCGAGGCAGAGCUCAGGGUAGCUCAUAACAAGAAACAUCGCCGGCGGGAACGGCCCGCCGGCCAGGUGGUCGCCCCCCUGAGGUACACCAAGGAUAUGAUCUCAAAUGAUGUCUGGGAUCAGAUGCUAAUGACCAACAACUGGAGGACGCUCACCUUACACAAGUUCGAUGGUCCUCCUAAUUCGAUCCUCGAUAUCGGAUGUGGAAGGGGACAGUGGGCAAUCUGCGCCGCCAAGAUGUGGCAGGGGAGUAACGUCGUCGCAUUCGACGUUAACGACCCUACACCAAACAAACGCCUCGCGAGGUUUGGUGCAGGGAAGAACGACAACUUGCCCAAGCGGCUUAAAUGGGUCCAAGGAGACCUCCUCGAGCCCCUUCCCUUCUCUGAUGGGAAGUUCGACCUCGUUCGACUAUCACGCAUGGGACUUCAUAUCCCGCAUGAUGAGUGGAACGACGUAUUGGAGGAGAUUGCACGAGUCCUCACGCCUGGCGGCGUGCUUGAGGUGAUUGAAGAGGAUUUAAUUUUCCCAAACCACUCGGCCCCGGCAUUUACCUCUCCACCGGUUCAAUCCUCUGGCGGACCAUCGAUUCCCCGUAUGCCAUCCUCCAUGGGUGACGUCAAUCGCUUAACUGGAACCAGCCCCAGGCCAUCGCUUCACCGCAUGCAGUCGACAGGCGACGUUGGUCGCCGCCCCAGCAGCCCCAGACCAUCGAUCCACCGCAUGCAGUCUACGAGUGCGGUAAAUCGCCUAUCCGGAAGCAGCUAUGGAUCAGUUGCUUCCAACAUAUCCCAUUCUCCGUACUCGCAUAAUGAGCGCACGUCGACAUUCCGGCCUUCUCACUCAGAAAGCGGCAACCUGGACGUCUGCUUCCCACAAGCAUCCUCCCUCUCCCUCCCGAGCAAUCACGCGGCGCACUCGACCGAGGACCUGCGCGACCACGCGCGCCUGGCGAUGGCGUGGGCUACGAUGCUGCGGGACAACUACCUCGAACCUAACGUGCUCGACCACCUACCCGGCCGGCUCGCGAGCGUGUUCAGCUCCGUCUCGGGCACACCGCCCUACCAGGUCUUUCUCCCGCCCAACUCGAUCAAGGCGCCGCCCGUACCGCCGAUGCCGCCGCUCGCGGACGACCACUCGGCGCCGAGCUCCGCGCGGAGCAGCGCAGGCUCAAGCGAGCUCAACCCGGCGAUGUACUCGCACAUGCUGUCGCUGCUGAACCGCCAGCCGUCGUUGAUGUCGCUGGCGAGCAGCAACAGCCACAGCCGCGCGUCGACGCUGAGCUCGGAGACGGUGAGCCCGCACGAUGCGGAUGGAGAGGAGUUCGAUCUGGAGUCGCCGCUCAAGCAGGGCGGGAGCGUUGAAGAUGCGGCGGCCGCGGCGGCACAUCUCCGGCGGACGAUGCAGAUGGUGGGCGCGUGCCGGGAGCGGCUCUUUGGUGCGUACGAGCGGUUGUUCAAGCACGGGGAUGUGCCGCCGCCGAUUGCGCAGCCGCAGUAUCAGUACAACAAGGGGGGCGCUGGGAGCAAGUACUGGCGUAAUCUAAGGGGCGAGGACAAGUUCACGACCUAUGAGGAUUUCCGGAUUCUCGGGAGCGAUUUGAGGGAGAUGUUUGAUAAUGAUUGGGCGAAUUGGGAGAACGACAUGGUCGACCGCGCCGGCAUACGCGGGCACAUGCAUCAGCAGUUCGACUGGGGCGAGCCCUGGGCUGUAUCCGUGCCCAGGUUUGAGCCGCCACUGCAGAGCGUCUUAUGGCGCGACAAGCUCCCGGACCACCUGCCCGACGGGCAUCCCCAGUACUUCCGCAACAUUCGCGGCUUCGUCUGUUUCAAGGGCAUGGACCUUGCGCCUGCGCCUGCUGUCAUGCCUGACUGGUAGAGCUAGGUUCGAUUGGGCCGCUCAAGAGCUUGCUACAGCACCCGCUACGCGCCACCGUCUCCCGCACAAUAUCAAUACCCAUCUGGACUGCAAGAAUGGACGAUACCCACUCAUUUUCGCAAAUUGUACUCUACAUCUCAUUUAUACCUCUCUUCCUCUGGAUCGGAUUGUUGACUUCGAUGGUUUCCUGGAAUACCGACUCCUCUUGCGGCGUAUUCUGGCGGUAGCCCCGAAGGCAUCAUACGAACGUCGUGAUCACCGGCUCGCGGGCACUCUUUUUUCUCCUUUGUCUUUCUCAUUACGAACUCUCAUCUUACACAUGUGACUGGAAAAUACCUUAAAGCAUACACAUAUCAUAUCGUACCUGCGUACGUACAUAGCACCAUUUGUACUAGUAUCUAUCCUACAUUAUUGUUAACGUAACGUCAUCUGCAC
Coniophora puteana RWD-64-598 SS2 is the source of this 2523-nucleotide messenger RNA. RefSeq lists its product as uncharacterized. The transcript is spliced from 9 exons. NCBI's taxonomy places the organism in Eukaryota, Fungi, Basidiomycota, Agaricomycetes, Boletales, Coniophoraceae. The record is from RefSeq and is a predicted model, not a curated record. The coding region runs from base 178 to 2088 and encodes 636 amino acids.